CUCACUCAUUUUCAUUAUUUUUUCUCUCUCUCUCUCUCUCUCUCUCCUUCGACAUUGUACCUGUUGAGUGAUUAUCCAGCGAAAACGGUCCUUCUCCUUUCCGGGGUCUGGAUUUUUCGGAAGAGUUAGACAAACAAACGGUCUUCAUUUCAACUUCUUGCUCUCAUGGACACCACAACACCGAAUUCAGAACGCCGUCCGUUUUCAAUCAAAUUGUGGCCCCCAAGCCAGAACACACGAUUAAUGCUUGUGGAACGAAUCACCAACAAUCUUUCCAGUCAAUCCCUUUUCACUCAGAAAUAUGGUAGCCUGAACAAGGAAGAGGCUGGAGAGAAUGCCAAAGAAAUUGAAGAUGCAGCUUUCGCCUCUGCAAGUGAACACUAUGAGAAGGAGCCUGAUGGUGAUGGAAGUUCUGCAGUGCAGCUUUAUGCCAAGGAAUGCAGUAAGCUCAUUUUGGAAGUUCUCAAAAGGGGCCCCAGAACUAAAGAGAAUGGGGAGUUGGUAAAAGCUGAGAAAAUUCCAGGUCCCCAUGAAACCUUUUUUGAUAUAUCCAAGGGCCUGCGGGCCUUCAUUGGAGCGGAGGAGGCUCAAGAGCUUUUAAGCCCGUUAAAGGAGCCAGGAAACUCUUACACCAAGAUAUGCUUCAGCAAUAGAAGCUUUGGCCUGGAUGCAGCCCGUAUAGCGGAGCCCAUCUUGCUCUCUCUCAAGGGUCAACUACAGGAAGUUGACCUGUCUGAUUUUAUUGCAGGAAGACCAGAGGAAGAAGCUCUUAAUGUCAUGAAUAUCUUCUCAGCAGCUUUGGAAGGUUCCCUUUUGAGGUCUCUUGACCUUUCAAGCAAUGCUUUGGGUGAAAAGGGUGUUAGAGCAUUUGGGAAACUCCUAAAAUCGCAGAGUAGCUUGGAGGAGUUAUACCUAAUGAAUGAUGGCAUUUCGGAGGAAGCUGCACGGGCUGUUUGUGAAUUAAUUCCAUCCACAGAGAAGCUUAGGGUACUGCAAUUUCAUAAUAACAUGACUGGAGAUGAAGGGGCUGUUGCUAUCUCUGAAAUCGUGAAGCGCUCUCCCCUUCUAGAGGAUUUCCGAUGCUCCUCUACAAGGGUAGACUCUGUAGGGGCAAUUGCUUUGUCUGAAGCGCUUGGGAAAUGUGCCCAUUUGAAGAAGCUUGAUUUGAGGGACAAUAUGUUUGGUGUAGAAGCUGGAUUGGUCCUGAGUAAAGCUCUUUUAAACCAUGCGAAUCUUACCGAGGUUUACCUGAGCUAUUUGAAUUUAGAAGAUGAGGCGACAAAUGCUAUAGCCAAUGCUCUAAAAGACUCGGCCCCCUCGCUUGAGGUCUUGGAAAUGGCCGGAAAUGAUAUAACAGCCAAAGGUGCUCUUAGUUUAGCUGAAUGUAUAGCUGCGAAGAAGUUCCUCACCAAAUUGAAUUUGGCGGAAAAUAAACUCAAGGAUGAAGGUGCAAUUCGAAUUGGUAGGGCUGUGGAAGAAAGCCAGGGUCAAUUGAAGGAAGUUGAUAUGAGUAACAACUUAAUAAGGAGGGCUGGGGCUAGGGUUCUGGCUCAGGCUGUGGUGGAAAAGCCUGAGUUUAAGUUACUGAACUUAAAUGAAAAUUUCAUCUCCGAAGAAGGAGUUGAUGAGUUGAAGGGUAUGUUUAAGGGUUCUCCAGAUUUGCUUGGGUCAUUGGACGAUAAUGAUCCUGAUGGAGUGGAUGAUGAUGAGGAUGAUGACGAGAAGAAUUCUGCAGACGAGGAUGAGGGCGAUGAGGAUGAAUUGGAAUCGAAACUGAAGAACCUUGAUGUUAACUCUGAGGAGUAGAGGUUUCUGUCGUGUCAGGGUUGGUUUAAUUACCUUCAGCAGAAUCUGAGGAGCUGUUGUUCUAUCAGUAGGUUAGGCGGUUCGAUGGCAUCAUUUUUCCUUGCCAUUUAGGUUGCCUUUUAUGAUUUCAUGCUUUAGUUUGUUUAAAAUUUGUACCAGAGAUGCUUUUGUUUCAGGAUACAUUAACAGCUUGGAACA
This is a messenger RNA of Rhododendron vialii, 2004 nucleotides long. Its product is annotated as RAN GTPase-activating protein 2. Lineage: Eukaryota; Viridiplantae; Streptophyta; Magnoliopsida; Ericales; Ericaceae. Bases 166 to 1806 code for a protein of 546 amino acids. Gene Ontology annotation, molecular function: protein binding; GTPase activator activity. The transcript is spliced from 3 exons. The record is from RefSeq and is a predicted model, not a curated record.